Molecule: messenger RNA, 2330 nt
Organism: Morone saxatilis (striped sea-bass)
Lineage: Eukaryota; Metazoa; Chordata; Actinopteri; Moronidae
Gene: tcf19l
Product: transcription factor 19 (SC1), like
Biological process (GO): regulation of gene expression
Cellular component (GO): nucleus
Molecular function (GO): protein binding
Source: RefSeq, a predicted model, not a curated record
GCACCUGGGUCAAUGAGGUCCGCCUCCAGCCUGGCGUCCAGUGGGAGCUCUCAGAUGGCGACACGCUGAUCUUCGGUGGUCAGUCGGCUCCAGGGAGCCCAGAGUUCUAUUUCCUCUUCCAGAAGGUCAAAGUUCGCCCGCUAGACUUCGAUGCCAUCACAAUUCCAAAGGCGGGCACCUUCUCCUCCGACUUGCAGAACCGGAUCAGGACCAAUCUGGACCGCAAGGUGGCCGCCAAACUGGACCUGUCCAAGCUGUCCAUCAACCGGGCCACCGUCAUCCUCAACUCCAUCGGCAGCCUGAGCAAGAUGAAGGGCAGCGCCUGGACCUUCAAGAGGAGCCUCAGCCACGAGGGAACCGCCUCGGACCCCGGCUCCUAUUCCUCGCCUCCUCUGGCCGUGGGCUUCUCCUCUCUGCUCCCUCCCUCCACACCUCCUCCAUUCUCCUCUGCAGCGUCAGUGCCUUCGACGAAGUCCCUGCAGUCGACCUCCAGGAGCAGGAGGAAGUCGGCUCACACGGUGCUCCUCGAGGACGACAGCUCAGACGAGCCCAGAAGUCGAGCGGUUCCAGCACGAGUUGUGGAGGAUGGACAGAGAGCGAGGGGGAAGAAGAGACGACGACUCUACAAGUCUGAGUCAGAGGGUUUCAGCUCCCCUCCUCCUCUGCCGCUGCAACCCAAGAGCCACAACGACGUCCGGCGACAUCUGGAGGCCAAACCCUUCCCCGUCGGCAUCAGGACCAUCGGCAGCUUCCACGGUGCCAUGACGAACAGCAGACUCAACCACCACCUCAUCAAGGCAGCGUUCGCCAAACCUGCUGUUCACAAGCAAGAAGUGCAGACCAUGCACCGGGUCCAGACGGUGAUGCACGGCAACAUCGCGACUUUCCGCCAACAGAAACCUGCACACAUUUCUCCGAUUGCGCAGAGAGGCAGGCGGAGGGCAAACAGCUCGCCGGUUUUCUCCCCUCUGGUGGUCGGAGGGGAGAACUACAACCUGGCCUCACCUUCAGUGAGGAUCCGCACAGAGGACCGAGGCAGGGUGCAGUUCAACAGAUUUCACCAUCCAGCAAACAAGCGCCGAGGCCGCCCCAGAAAACACCCACUCCCUCCCCGGCCUUCCCUGCCCUCUCCAUCCUCCUCGUCUUCCUCUUCCACCUCCUCGGCCUCCUCUUCCUCCGGCUCCUCUUCUUCCUCUUCUGAUGAUGAGGACGAUGAAGAGGAGGAAGAGGGGGAGGCGGCUGUCGGGGCGGUGGAGCCGUGCGCGGCGCCGCGGUGUCGGCUGCCCCAGCAGGACACGGUGCAGUGGAUCCAGUGCGAUGUGUGCGACGCCUGGUACCACAUAGACUGUCUGCACGUGGACCGCAAGAAGCUCCUGAAGGACCCCAACGCUGACUUCCACUGCGGGUGUCGCUGAUAUGAGAGAAGCCAAGUUUGUGACGCUGAAUGAAAUUAAAUUAAAUGAAAUGCUCCAGUUAAGACUUUCAAGUUGCCACAUUUUCCCUCCUUAAAUGUUUAUUUCCUUCAGCCACAUUUAAAAUCAACAGACUGUUCAUUGAAGACAGGCUUUUUCUUCUCCUAAUGGCCACUGAGCUGCUCUACUCAAGCAUGCACUGCUUUGCUCUUACCUCAACAGCAGCUGGCAAGGGCGAGGAAAGAGUUUCCUUCGAUUUUUACAUCUUGAUCUUCCCAGGUUUGAGGAUUUGUGAUCCAGCAGUCACACAGCUGCUUUGCAGAACUCUUGCUCACUCAGUUUCAGGGCUCAGGCUUUGGAGAAGGAGGCAAAACCGUAAUGAAAUGUCUUGGGUCGGAUUUCAUUAUGGCACUGACUGCCCGGAGAGGUGCAAACAGGGCGGGAAAACAUGAUGAAAUGUUUCUGAGUACACUCCCACCGCGGCUGACCAGGAGGCAGCAUUCAGGAAGAUUAAUGAAAUGUUUCAAAUCUAGUCUAUACAGGGCGAUAACACUCUCUCAGAUGUCUCAGUGCAGCCACCUUCUGUAGUUUAGCGAUCAGGCCAAUAUUUCAGGGCAGAACAAGACCUUCAAGUGAACAUUAACUGAUGGUUCGGAUGGCCAAAAAAGCUCUACCACCCCUCCCAAAAAUAAAUCAGCACUGGGCUGGUGUUUUCCCACCUCAGCGAUAAUAAAACUGGAUGAAAUGUUUCAGUGCAGCUUUCCUGGGUGGCAGCAGCUGUCUAGGAGUGGGCGUGUGAUGUUUCAAGACAAUUAAACGGCAAGAAAAUGUGUCAGCAGACUUCCGUUGUUGCUGCUGAUGAGCGGUGCUCUCGGGACGAUAAUCAAAUGUUUCACGGCACUUCAGCAGAAGCAGCUG